AUCAUAUCCACAUUUUUCUGAUUGUUACUAGAGAACCUGUUCAACAAUUAAAAGAGAGAUAGUAGUAGUAUAUGAUUUUGAUUUAUAUAAAACGAUACAAUUAGUUUAAGUAGAGAAAAUAGAAAUCCCAGAAAGGAAGAAGGGAAGUGUAUAAACCCUAAAAUAGAAAAGCAGAAACAGAAGCAAUCUCACUUCGAUACUUUUUUUUACGAAGAUUUGGGUAAAUGAUGGCGGAGAGAGUGGUGGAAUCAGGCAAGGCAACUAAUGGUGGAGGAGAAGCGGAGAAAUCUCUCAAGGACAAAGGCAACGAGUUCUUCAAAGCUGGCAACUACCUUAAAGCUGCUGCUCUCUAUACCCAAGCCAUCAAGCUCGAUCCUUCUAACGCUACUCUUUACAGUAACCGAGCUGCUGCAUUUUUGAGUCUAGUUAAACUUAGCAAAGCCUUAGCUGAUGCUGACACUACCAUCAAACUCAACCCUCAGUGGGAGAAGGGGUACUUCAGGAAAGGUUGUGUGCUUGAAGCCAUGGAAAAAUACGAAGAUGCUUUAGCUGCAUUUGAAAUGGCUCUGCAGCACAACCCAAAGAGCACUGAAGUUUCUAGAAAGAUCAAGAGGCUCGGUCAGUUGCAGAAGGACAAACAGAGAGCUCAAGAACUCGAGACUCUGAGAUCUAAUGUCGACAUGGCCAAGCAUCUUGAAAGUUUUAAAUCUGAAAUGUCUGAUACCUAUGGAACUGAAGACUGUUGGAAAGAGAUGUUUGCUUUUAUUGUUGAGACAAUGGAAACAGCUGUGAAGUCGUGGCACGAGACAUCUAAGGUCGAUACUAGAGUCUAUUUCCUUCUUGACAAAGAGAAAACACAAACCGAUAAGUACGCACCAGCUGUCAACAUCGAUAAGGCUUUUCAGUCACCUGAUACGCACAGUAACUGCUUUACGUAUCUGAGGCAAUACGCAGAAGAGUCAUUUUCCAAGGCUGCUUGCUUAGUAACACCAAAGAGUAGUAUAUCCUACCCACAGGUAUGGAAAGGUCAAGGCUCAAGGAAAUGGAAACUUGGACAAAAUGAUGGAAUCUUUGUUCAGUUUGAAUCUCCCUCUAUUCGAAAAGUUUGGUUCAUCCCUAGCUCAAACGAAAAGGGCCAAACUUUGUGCAGGGAACCGCAAGCUUUGGAUAUCGGUGCACAUGAGAUUCUCCCUCGCAUUUUCAAGGAGAAAUCGAUAAGUUCGUAGGGUAUUAUUGCUAUGUUGCAGUAUGAUUCUCUAUAUCAAGAUUUUGAUGAAGACUUAAAAGAAAAAAAGAGUUCUUGUGAGUGUGCUACUGAGAUAAUCCACCUUUUUGUUGUUUCUCUUAUCAAAAAGAGCCUUUGAACUUUUGAAUCAAAACUUUGAGGUCAAAAUAGAUAGAGUCGGUCUUAAAACAGACCGAGCUGCCAUCUUCAACA
Molecule: messenger RNA, 1438 nt
Organism: Camelina sativa (false flax)
Lineage: Eukaryota; Viridiplantae; Streptophyta; Magnoliopsida; Brassicales; Brassicaceae
Molecular function (GO): Hsp90 protein binding
Source: RefSeq, a predicted model, not a curated record